UGGUCCUCUCAGACAAGAAAGUGGCGUUCUCUUUGUUUUUAUCCUUCAAAACGAGCAGCUUCCUCACCAACUAAUUCGAAACAGCGGUCUCUCCGAAACUCAUUUCAACAAAUGAUCCUGCAACUUUUUCUUAAUCUUCUCUCCAAUUGCCAACCAGGUGACCUAGGGUUUCUCGAUUCUUAAUCACUUUCAAGAUUCCAUAAUGUUCCCGAAGCGUUUGUUGCAGAAGGCCAUGCAUCAGAGGUUCUGAAUGCGAUUCUCAGGAUGUUCAGUGUACUUUCCCAUUUUCAAUUGGGGCGUUAUUGAGGAUGGUCUAAGGCUGGGGUGUUUGGAAAGCUGGGAGUGAAUAUGCAGAGCAACUGAAACACAAAGCUAUAUGUGUUGGAUUCUAGCUCCCUGACCAUGGUACCAGCUUCUUAAUUAUCUUCUUUUUAGACAUGGCUGAAGGCUUAUGGCUGCAAUGGCAAAGGGCCAAGAAGUACAUGGUCUGCCUACAAAAGGUUCUCUUAUAGCCAUUUGGUCAAGUGGGGACAGUCGCGUAUUGCUUGUGGUCAAAGUAAAAUACCCUUUCUAGGUCGUUGUUGCUGCACAAAAAGCAUCCCAUAACUCAUAGUUUCUUUUAUAGCUCCGUGUAGUAACACCCGUUUGUGAAAACCUCCACUCUAAUUCAGUAGAUGAAGAGCUUCCACUACUUACACAACUGAAGCCUUAAAUAGAGUUCUUAUUUGGACUAGGAAGUUACAUUUGGAACUCUUGAUAAGAACUAGUACCCAAGAGAUCAUUCGGAAAGCAAAUCCCCUACUAAGAAAUAAUAUAAAAAUUGGGAUGUGGACUGUUUCAUGGUUGGAGGAGAUCCAGUUGUUCAGUAAUUCAGUGGUCCUUUAGAAUGCAGGGAUUGGCUAUAGAAGACAAUAUCAGUUAAUGAUUCAGCCAGGGAGCAGAAUUAUGUUUUUGCAAAGCUUGUCGACACAAGCAGCAAUUUGUCAUGACCAAUUGCUUCAUAAUACAGGUGGAGAAAGGUCUUGGCAAGCUACCUCGCAAUUCAGGUGGCAACAAUUGGUGACUGAGAAAUCUUUACGAAGUUGAAACCAUACGGAAGUUAUAAUGGGUCUACGAUAAAUAACCAGAUCUGGAGGUUUAUAAUCCUUGAUCUUCUAUGCCAUCUAGAAGAAGCUCGAAACUUUUCAUUCAUGAAGAAUCGUUUCCUUCUGUGGGGUGAAACUAUUACUAACUUUGGUUCGUGCACAUGGAAAAUUCUAUAAAGAGUUGGGUCCAAGAUGGAGUUCUUCAUCUCAAUCAAUAGGCACUGCGAAUGGGAUUGCUUUUUGAGUGGAAGAAAUGAGAAAUUUAAAACAAGCAUGUGAUAAAUCAAGGAGGCUUGAGCUCAACUGACUUGAACAUUCAAAUGAUUCUACACUAUGGAAUUCCAUCUACUGCAUCAAUUUUGGCUUUUGAUCCCAUUCAAAGAAUUUUGGCUAUUGGAACUCUGGAUGGAAGAAUAAAAAUUAUAGGUGGGGAUAAUAUUGAAUGCCUUCUUGUAUCACCGAUCAAGGCCCCUUAUAAACAUUUGGAGUUCUUGCAUAAUCAAGGCUAUGUUGUGAGUGUCUCAAAUGAAAAUGACAUCCGGGUCUGGGAUCUUGAACACAGGCAUGUGGCAUGUUAUUUACAAUGGGAAUCCAAUAUAACUGCAUUUUCUGUAAUUCAAGGCACUGCUUUCAUGUAUGUUGGGGAUGAAUAUGGGGUAAUGUCUGUGUUGAGAUUUGAUGUGGAAGAAGCAAAGCUCUUGCUGUUACCAUACCGGAUUCCAGCAACUGUUGCGUUAGAUGCUGCAAAAAUAUCUGUAACUUUGCACCCCUCUGUUGUUGGUGUCUUUCCACAACCAUGUAUUGCAAAUCGUAGCAGGGUACUUAUAGCUUAUGACAAUGGCUUGAUCAUUCUCUGGGAUGUUAGUGAAGAUCGCAUUGUUCUGGUCAGAGGUUACACUGAUCUUCAAGCGAAGAAUGAGGGUGGUGCUAAAAAUCAAAGUAGCACUGAAACUGAAACCUGUGGUCAGAGUUCUGAUCUUGAUCACGAGGAGAAGGAGAUAUGCUCCCUCUGUUGGGCAUCGGCAGAUGGGUCUGUGCUUGCUGUGGGUUACACUGAUGGAGAUGUUCUCUUUUGGAAUAUUUCAUCAGGUUCAAGCACAAAGGAAGAAAAAGUGGCUGUGUUAUCUAGUAAUGUUGUCAAGCUUCAGUUAUCUUCUGGAAAGAGAAGGAUUCCUGUCAUUGUUUUACACUGGAGUGCCACUAAGAAAUCCAAGAAUGGCUGUGGUGGCCAACUUUAUAUUUACGGUGGUGAUGAAAUAGGAUCUGAGGAAGUCCUGACGGUUUUGAGUCUCGAGUGGUCUUCAAGGUUGGAGAGUUUAAGAUGUGUCUCUCGUCUGGAUCUUACACUUCAUGGAUCUUUUGCUGACAUGAUUUUGCUGCCUGGUGGUGGGUCCACUUUGAUGGAUCCAGCUGCAUCUCUAUUUGUGUUAACAAACCCAGGACAGUUGCAUGCAUAUGACGGUACCAGCUUGUGUACAUUAUCUUCACCACAGGAGGAGAAACCUCAAAUCCAGCCAGAGCCCUUUCCAGAGCUCAUUCCUUUGCUUGAUCCUUGCAUAACUGUGGGAAAGCUUAUUACACUUCCCAAGGGUGGAAACUAUUCAAAAAUACUAUCUGAGGUUGCUUCAGCAGGGAAAGGUCAACCACUACCUGUUCUACCAGCUGGUACAAAUUGGCCUUUGACUGGUGGAGUUCCCAGUACAGCUCUUGGUGAAGGUUUAGGGAUUGAACGGAUGUAUGUAGCUGGAUAUCAAGAUGGAUCUGUACGGAUAUGGGAUGCAACAAAUCCUGUGUUUUCUAUUCUUUUUGUUCUAGAAGGCGAGAUAAAUGGAAUCAAAGUGCCUGGUGACCGUGCUCCAGUUUCUGCUUUGGAAUUUUGUUGUGUCUCAGGGAGUCUUGCUGUUGGCAAUGAAUGUGGACUGGUCCGAGUAUAUACACUAGUAGGAGGCUCUGGUGAAAUGGGCUGUCAGUUUGUGAGUGAAACAGUGAGUGAAGCUCAUAGUUUACACUAUGAAGGAUUUCAUUGUGCAGCAAUGUUUUCAGUACUUAAAUCCUCUAUUAGUGCUCUUACAUAUUCAACCAGCGGAGGUCAUAUUGCUGUUGGAUGUGGAAAUGGCCAGGUUUCCAUGCUUGACAUUAGAUCAUUCUUAGUUUUGUUUCUGACAGACUCCAUACCUGGCUCAAGCACCUCGGUUAUUUCAGUGAUUUUAAAAUCAUUUAAACCUUUAGAUAGUCCAGUAAAUAGUCCAAAAGUCGUGGAAUCCAAAAGUCCUAAGCAGGAUUCAACUGCAGGCUCUGAAUUCUUGUUUGUCCUAACAAGGAAUGCCCGCAUAGUUAUCUUCAAUGGCCUUAGUGGUAGUAUGAUAAGCUCCCGACCAGUGCAUCCGAAAAGUGAAUCAAUUGCUGUCGCUAUGCAUAUCAUUGAUGGUGGUAAUUCUAUCUCUGGCUUGAAAAAAGAUAAGCACUCAAAGCAAUUGUUUAUGGAGGACACCAGUCAAAUGGAUUCUAAAGGAAGUGAUUCUCCUUCUGGAAGCAAGUCAGGAGAUGAACUGCUGCACUUGGAAGAAACCACAUCAUAUUCAGAACAGAGACUUAUGAAUCCUCUUCUCUUACUAUGUUGUGAAGAUGCAUUGCGGCUGUACGGUUUGUCAUCGGUGAUACAGGGGGAAAACAAUUCCAUUUACAAAGCAAGUUUAGGACAACCUUGCUGUUGGUCAGCAACUUUCAGAAGCAAAGAGGAAAAUGCAUACGGACUGAUCUUACUUUACCAGAAUGGACUCCUGGAGAUAAGAUCUUUACCAAAUUUUGCAGUGAUAGAGGAGAGUUCUUUGAUGUCCAUAUUAAGAUGGAACUUCAAGACAAAUUUUGCUAAGACAAUGUCUUCUACAGAAAAUGGACAUGUUACCUUGAUAAAUGGGAGUGAGUUGGCUAUCGUUUCUAUUUUGGCGAGUGAAAAUGCUUUCAGGAUUCCUGAUUCAUUGCCCAGUCUACAUGAUGAAGUUCUUGCUGCUGCUGCUGAUGCUGCCAUUAAUUCUUCUGUGCAACAGAUUAAAAAACAGGUUCCUUCUCAAGGGAUUUUGGGUGGCAUUAUCAAGGGCAUUAAAGCAGGGAAAGUGGGGAAUGCAAUGGGGAAUUCAACUCUAGAUCUAAUUAGUAUAUUUUCUAGAAAUCCAUUUGCAGAUCAAUCUACAAAAGUUACGGAUGAUGUAGAUGUUGAAAUUCUGAGUAUUGAUGACAUUGAAAUUGAUGAUGCCCUACCCAUGGAAACAACCAUGGAUGCACAUACUACAAGGAAAGUGAAUAAGAGAGAUGAGGAAGCUGAAAGGGAACAAUUAUUCCAUGGAGCAAAGGAACCGAUGAAGCCUAGACUGAGGCGACCUGAGGAAAUUAUGGCCCACUACAGGAAAGCAGGGGAUGCCUCUGAGGCUGCAGGACGUGCUAGAGAAAAGCUUUUACAGCGCCAAGAAAAACUUCAGAGAAUUAGCAAACGUACAGAAGAUCUCCAAAAUGAUGCAGAGAGUUUUGCCUCUAUGGCGAAUGAGCUCGUCAAGGCAAUGGAAGAGAAAAAAUGGUGGAAAAUAUGAUAUUCCAACUUAUCUUUUCAAAUUCCAAGUAGACUCUGCAGCUGUUGUAUAUAUGAUUGUUACUCAGAGGUUACUAUUAGUUCUGAAUUCAAACAUGAGACAAAAGAAAGGUUCUGGUUCUGAAUUUGAACAUAAUGUAUGCACUAAAUUAGAAAGUUGUCUGUAAUUCUGUAUAUAGCAUUUAUAAGCUGUAUUUUUCACUAA
This is a messenger RNA of Amborella trichopoda, 4873 nucleotides long. RefSeq names its product transducin family protein / WD-40 repeat family protein. Lineage: Eukaryota; Viridiplantae; Streptophyta; Magnoliopsida; Amborellales; Amborellaceae. Gene Ontology annotation, molecular function: GTPase activator activity; myosin II binding; syntaxin binding. The record is from RefSeq and is a predicted model, not a curated record. Gene Ontology annotation, biological process: exocytosis; Golgi to plasma membrane transport. Gene Ontology annotation, cellular component: plasma membrane; cytoplasm.